Nerophis lumbriciformis (worm pipefish) is the source of this 7425-nucleotide messenger RNA. The record is from RefSeq and is a predicted model, not a curated record. NCBI's taxonomy places the organism in Eukaryota, Metazoa, Chordata, Actinopteri, Syngnathiformes, Syngnathidae.
AUGGAGAGGAUACCCGGUUUCUCCUCGGGAACGUCGCUAGUCUUCGUCCUGGCGUUCCUUCACCUCUCCCUGGCUCUUCAAUGCAUGGACGACAACGCACCGUGUAUCAACAACGCUACCUGUCAGACAUUUAGCAACGGUACCGAAUACUGCAGAUGCGCACCGGGCUUCCUCGGGGAAUACUGCCAAUACAAGGACCCCUGUUAUCCUAACUUCUGUCAGAACGAUGGGAACUGCUCCGUGGGCAUGCUAGUCAGCGUACCCACCUGCACCUGCCCUCUCGGCUUUAUCGGAGAGCACUGCCAGAUUCCACAGAACUCCACGUGCUACCCCAAAAACCCCUGCGCCAACCAAGGCAAAUGCACCUUGCUGUCCCUCGACAAAUACACUUGUAAAUGCGCCCGAGGAUGGACAGGACCACGUUGUGAGUAUGAAGACAGCUGCCUGUCAAGCCCCUGCGCCAAUGGUGGAUCGUGCCGCGCUCUGCCAGGUGGUACCUACAUCUGCUCAUGCCCACCUGGCUACACCGGUCCCCGCUGCCUCAAUGACACCAACGAAUGCAUAGCCGCGCCCUCAAAAUGUCAGAACGAAGGAGUGUGUGUCAACACCCCAGGCUCCUACAGGUGUCUGUGCAGUGCUGGGUUCACGGGUCGACACUGCGAGAGCUCUUACGUCCCCUGUUCGCCAUCACCUUGCCUAAACGGAGGCACUUGCCAUCAGAACUCUGAAACCAGCUACUCAUGCCACUGUCUUCCAGGAUUCAAUGGCACCAACUGCGAGAACAACAUCGACGACUGCCCAGGUCAUCAGUGCGAAAACGGUGGCACUUGUAUGGACGGCGUCAACACUUACAACUGUCAGUGUCCUCCAGAGUGGACUGGUCAGCACUGCACAGAAGACGUGGACGAAUGUCGUCUCCAGCCCAACACCUGCCAGAACGGCGGCACCUGCAACAACCUGGCCGGCGGCUACGUAUGCGUGUGCGUCAACGGCUGGAGCGGACCCGACUGCUCGGAAAAUAUCGACGACUGUACGACCGCAGCUUGUACACAAGGCUCGACUUGCAUUGAUAGGGUCGCCUCUUUCAUUUGCCGCUGCCCCCAUGGGAAAACAGGUUUACUUUGCCACAUUGAUGACGCCUGCAUUAGCAACCCAUGCAGGGAGGGCUCCCAGUGUGACACCAAUCCCAUCAGUGGCAUGUUCAACUGCAACUGUCCGCCAGGUUACGUCGGCAGCACCUGCAAUGUUGAUAGAAACGAAUGCAGCAUCGGAAGCAACCCCUGCGAGCAUGGCGGCCAAUGCGUAAACACAGACGGUUCCUUCACCUGCAAUUGCGUGAGAGGGUAUGCUGGACCACGUUGCGAACAAGAUGUCAAUGAGUGCGCGUCCAACCCCUGCCAGAAUGACGGCACUUGCUUGGAUCGCAUCGGCGACUACACGUGCAUCUGCAUGCCUGGAUUUGAGGGAACUCACUGCGAGAUCGACGAGAACGAGUGUCUCAGCUCACCCUGUCUGAACCAGGGAAAAUGUCUGGACCAGGUCAACCGCUUUGUCUGCGAGUGCCCAGCAGGCUUUAGUGGCGAAACAUGCCAGAUCGACAUCGAUGAAUGUUCGAGUACACCUUGUUUAAACGGAGCCAAGUGUAUCGACCGACCAAAUGGAUAUGACUGCGAAUGUGCUGAAGGCUUCACAGGUCUUCUUUGCGAAGAGAACAUAAACGAUUGCCAGCCGGAGCCGUGCCAUCACGGCGUGUGUAAGGACGGCAUCGCUACCUUCUCUUGCGAGUGCCAACCUGGAUAUGUGGGCUCCAUCUGCAACAUCCAAGUCCAGGAGUGCCACAGCAACCCUUGUCAGAACCGAGGACGCUGCAUUGACCUGGUCAAUGCCUACCAGUGUAACUGUCCACCUGGGACUGCGGGUGUGAACUGUGAAAUCAACGAAGAUGACUGUGCUAGCAACCCGUGCGAGUAUGGAGAGUGCCAGGAUGGUAUAAAUGAGUACAAGUGUGUGUGCUCUCCAGGAUACACAGGAAUCAAAUGCGACGUGGAUAUCAACGAAUGUAACUCCAAUCCCUGUAUGAGCGGAGGAACCUGCCUUGACAAAAUCAACGGGUUCCACUGCUUGUGCCCGCCCAGCACGCACGGGCCCCUGUGCCUCUCUGGCAUCGAUCACUGUGAGCAACAGCCUUGCAUUAAUGGAGAAUGUAUUGAACAGCAGCACGGUUACCAUUGUGAAUGCGAACCUGGCUGGGGAGGACAACACUGUGAGCAGGAAAAAGACGAGUGCCAGCCCAAUCCGUGCCAAAAUGGCGGCUCGUGCGUAGACCGACAUAACGGGUACACCUGUGAAUGCCAACUUGGAUUCCGAGGCGUCAACUGCGAGAAGAACAUCGACGAAUGUGCGUCCAAUCCUUGUCUUAACCAAGGCAUUUGUAUCGACAGGGUCAACAGUUACACGUGCCAGUGCAGUCUACCAUUCACAGGUAAACAUUGUCAGGACGAACUCGAUCCUUGUGCUUCUCACCCGUGUGAGAGGGGUGGAGUUUGUCAUCAGACAGCAGACUACAACUCCUACGUUUGCCGCUGUCCUCCCGAAUGGCAAGGGCCGCGUUGCACCGAGGACGUCAACGAGUGCAAAAAGAACCCUUGCCGAAACGGCGGUUAUUGCGUGAACAGCCCGGGCAGCUACAUGUGUAAAUGUCAGCCGGGAUACAGCGGACACAACUGUCAGACGGAUGUAGACGACUGCUCACCCAAUCCGUGCUUAAACGGCGGCUCUUGCGUGGACGACGUCGGCGGUUUCGCAUGCGAAUGCCGCCCCGGUUUCACCGGCGGGCGCUGUGAAACGGAGAUUGACGAGUGCGCCAGCCAACCCUGCUGGAACGGCGCCAGCUGCCGGGAUUACGUCAACAGCUUCGUGUGCGAGUGUCGUGCCGGCUUCGACGGAAUCCUGUGUGAACACAACAUCCAAGAGUGCACUGAAAGCUCUUGCCUGAAUAACGGGUCAUGCAUCGACGACAUUAACACCUUUUCGUGUCGCUGCCGUCCCGGCUUCUACGGCACCUUCUGCGAAUACGAACAAAACGAAUGCGACUCCCAACCUUGUAAAAAUGGCGGCACCUGCACGGACGGUUUGGGCACCUACAGAUGCACUUGUCCUGUGGGCUACAAUGGGCAAAACUGCCAGAACUUUGUCAACUUGUGCAGCCAAGUGCGCUGUCACAACGGCGGCUCCUGCUCUCAAACAGCCACCUCCUGGACUUGUCAUUGUCAAAUGGGAUGGACCGGACUUUACUGUGACGUCCCGAAUAUGUCUUGCGAGGACUUUGCUGCCAGAAAUGGUGUGAACGUGGACAACAUUUGUAAAAAUGCAGGGCGGUGCGUGAACAAGGGUAAUUCCCAUCAGUGUCAAUGCCAGCCCGGCUACACGGGCAGCUACUGUGAAGAUAUGGUGGAUGAGUGCCAGUCUAAUCCUUGUCGCAAUGGAGCCACAUGCAAGGACUACCAGGGGACAUAUGAAUGUGUCUGUAAACCAGGUUACCAGGGAGUGAACUGCGAGUAUGAUGUUGAUGAAUGCCACUCGAAGCCUUGUCUCUAUGGAGGAACGUGCUUCAAUCUCAUCAACCACUUCACCUGUGCUUGCCCACCUGGAACACAGGGGCUUCAGUGCGAAGUGAAUGUGGACGACUGCGCCCCCAAGCCUGGCUCAUGGGAACCCCGCUGUCUUAACGGCGGUCAGUGCGUGGACGGCAUAGGACGAUACACCUGCUCCUGCCCGCCGGGCUUCGUGGGAGAACACUGCGAGGGGGAUUUGAACGAAUGCCUGUCCGCCCCUUGCCACGCCGACGGCAGCUUGGACUGCGUGCAACUUGACAAUGACUAUCAGUGCCGCUGCCGCCUGGGAUACACAGGUCGUCAUUGUGAAUCCAUGGUGGAUUUGUGUCUGAAUAAGCCGUGUCAUAACAGUGGCGUGUGCUCCAUGAACAUGAGUUCAGUCCAUGGCUACACCUGCUCAUGUCUCCAUGGCUUCGCUGGAUUUAACUGCGGUGAUCUUGAUGGCUACAACUGCGCUAAGCUCCAAUGCACGAACGGCGGGACCUGCGUGGAGUCUCCGGUGGGUCAGCUGUACUGCCAGUGCCCACCUGGCUUUAGCGGGCCACACUGCGAAAAUAAGCAAUUGUGCCCGAUGCUCUGCCAAAAUGGCGGAACCUGCGUUAGCGACCCUUCCAACCAGUACAGCUGCCGCUGCCCCACACACUUCUACGGACGCCACUGCGAGAAGAAAGUAUCCGUGCUGCGCACGCCCUCAUGCCCCUAUGUUCAGUGCGCGCUUCAUUCGAGGGAUAAAGUGUGCGAUACGCAGUGUAACAACCACGAGUGUGAGUGGGACGGAGGAGACUGCUCGCUCAACUGGAAGCAGCCUUGGGUCAACUGCAACGCUAGCGUUCCUUGCUGGGAUUACUUUAAAAACGGACGUUGCGACAAGGAGUGCGACAACCCGGGUUGCCUUUUUGACAGCUUUGAGUGCCAGGAAAAUGCACCCAGCACCUGCAAGUAUGAUAAGUACUGCCCUGACCACUACGGUGACAUGGUGUGUGACAAGAGUUGCAACACAGAGGCCUGCGGUUGGGACGGCCUGGACUGCGCCGGCGAUACUCCGGCCAAAGUGAUCGAGGGCACCCUGGUUAUCGUAGUCCGCCUUCAGCCUAAAGAGCUCCUUAAGGACUUGCGUGGUUUCUUGCGCUCUCUGGGAGCUCUGCUACACACCAAUUUGAGGGUGAAACUAGAUGACAACAAGGAGCCCAUGGUGUACCCGUACUACGGGCCUGAGGAUGGCCACCAACGGUUUUUGCAAAACGGCAAAAGCAAGCGUGAGCUGGAGAGAGAGGUUAUCGGUUCUGAGGUCCACCUUCAAAUUGACAACCGGGAAUGUUCACAACAAUCCAACGAGUGUUUCUCCAACACCAAUGAAGCCGCUUCCUUCAUCGCAGCGGCACAUAUCAAGGCCGACCUGCCUUAUCCUCUCGUGUCUGUUAACAGUGACCUGACUGUUAAAGAUGAGACCACCUUCCCCAUGUACAUGAUCGGUGUUGCGUUUGUGAUCGUUCUGCUCAUUCUGGUGUUAGGGAUGCUAGCGGCCAAGAGGAAGAAUAAACAUGGUCUUCUGUGGCUGCCCGAUGGUUUCUUGGCUAAUAAGAAUGACAAGAGGAGAGAACCUGUUGGUCAAGAUGACUUUGACUUGAAAAACUUCAAGACGCAAGAUGGAACCUUGGUGGAUGGGCGUCAAGGCCAGAGGUGGCUGGACGAUGAAGUUCCAGCUAAGAUUCCAAGGAAUGAAGACAAACCCUUGCUAACAAUGUCUUCGGAUGGAGGGAUUGACCGAAGGGAGUGGACUGUCCAGCACCGCAAGGCCGCUGAUGUCAUUUUAACUCCUCCGCAAGCUGACAUGGAUAUGGACUGUCUGGAUGUCAACGUCAAGGGACCUGAUGGCUUCACCCCGCUGAUGUUGGCUUCACUCCGCAAUGGCGGAGGCCCCGACUGCUUGCUACCCGGAGACGAAGAGGAGGAGAGCGGAGGCGACGAACCUGGACCGAGCGUUAUAUCCGACCUGAUCGCACAGGGCGCUUCGCUAAUGGCCCAGACGGACCGCACCGGAGAGACUGCGCUCCAUCUGGCCGCCCGCUACGCUAGAGCGGACGCCGCUAAAAGGCUCUUGGACGCCGGCGCCGAUCCUAAUGCCCAUGACAACAUGGGCAGAACCCCACUGCAUGCUGCUGUGGCAGCGGAUGCACAGGGAGUCUUUCAGAUUCUCAUUCGCAAUCGCGCAACUGAUCUGAACGCCAAAAUGAAUGACGGCACCACUCCACUGGUAUUGGCAGCCAGGCUGGCUGUGGAGGGCAUGGUGGAAGAACUCAUCCACUGCCAUGCUGAUAUUAAUGCGGUUGAUGACCAUGGCAAGUCUGCUCUUCACUGGGCUGCGGCAGUUAACAAUGUGGAGGCCACUCUUGUGCUUUUGAAGAAUGGAGCCAACCGUGACAUGCAGGACAAUAAGGAGGAGACGCCGUUAUUCCUGGCAGCCCGAGAAGGCAGCUUUGAAGCCGCUCAAGUGCUCCUGGACCACUACUCCAAUCGCGACAUCACCGAUCACCUGGAUCGUCUUCCCAGGGACACGGCUCAAGAACGGAUGCACCACGACAUCGUGCGCCUGCUCGACCAGUACAACCUGGUUCACAGCCCCCACAGCGGCCCCAAUCACAUCGGAGGAAACUCCUCGGUGAUGUGCGGCGCCAACGGAGCCGCGUUUAUCGGCAUGCGUCCGGGACCGCAGGGGAAGAAAAGCCGGCGGGGCGGCGGCAAAAUGGGAGGCGCCGGCGGGGGUGCUAAGGACCCCAAAGACAUGAAGGCUAAGCGAAGAAAGAAGCCCGCCGGGGGUGAGGGUCCGGCCGCGGGCGGUGGCGCAGCGAGCGCGUCGGGCAGUGUCAAUGGCGUGAAAGCGGCCGGAGGUCUCCCCGAGAGCUCCGUCACCAUGUCGCCAGUCGACUCCUUGGAAUCGCCGCACUCGUAUGGAGGCGACGUAUCCGGCGCCGCCUCCGCUAACGCCAACUCGCCGCCCCUCAUGACCAGCCCCGCCACCAGACCGAUGCUGCCCCCCGUCAGCCACAUGCUCGGCCAGCAGCAGCAACAGCAAGCUUGGGUGGGCAUGAACAAACGCGGCUACGGCGGCCACAUGUUUGGCCUAGUGCCGCACCCCAUGGGGGGAAGCCACCGCGGGAUGGCGCAGCACCACGGCCAGGGUCCUAUGCUGACCCCCAUGAACGUCACCAUGAGUAGGGAGCAGCUUCCCCCUAUCGUCACCUUCCAGAUGAUGGCGCCCGGCAGAGGCCAAGCCUUGAUGAAGCAGCCCCAGCAGAGCCACGUGCAGGUGACUCAAGCCCAGCCUCAGAACCCCCAGGCGGGGCCCGGUCGCCUCCACUGCAGCCAAGCUUUGAUGUACCAGAUGCCUGAUCAGAUGAGCAUAGGGCUCUCGCACCCCAUGCACGCCAUCAACCACGGAGGACCGCUACCUUCAUACACUCCCAUGCAGAGCCCGGUGGAUAAGUACCCCACCCCGCCCUCCCAACACGGCUAUACCCCCGCCGGCUCCGAAGGCACCACCCCCGGCCACCCGGCGCACCCUCCCAGCGAGCACCCCUAUCUCACACCUUCGCCCGAAUCCCCGGACCCCUGGUCGUCGUCCUCGCCGCACUCCAACUCGGACUGGUCCGACGUCACCACCAGCCCCACCCCCCUGGGGAACGGCCACCACGCACUGCCCUCCGCACGCCACACACACAUUCCCGAGCAGGCGCAGCUGCCGCCGCCCUCACAGCCCGCGCAACAGGGGACCCCUCAGCCGGCCCUGGGGAGCAGGCAGGUGUUCGCGUAG